Molecule: messenger RNA, 2093 nt
Organism: Orbicella faveolata
Lineage: Eukaryota; Metazoa; Cnidaria; Anthozoa; Scleractinia; Merulinidae
Biological process (GO): regulation of intracellular pH
Cellular component (GO): vacuole; membrane
Source: RefSeq, a predicted model, not a curated record
UGCACUUAAAAAAAUGAGUUAAAGAAAACAUUACACUGUAAAAGGAGACGGGAAGUGACUGACAGGUUUAAGUGCACUUAUUUCAUUAAAAAUUCAAAUUCUGUUUAGAUUGAUGUCAUUCAAACAGAACAAAAGUUUUAAGCCAGCAUAAAUUAUACCGCCCGCAAGCUUCAUUGUUUAUUGCUGUGAACUCGAACAAACCUGCAUUUCAAGCUAGAAUUGUUUUGCGAGAGAACUUAUCUUUCUGUGUCCUUAACAUGACUUUUUUUCUGUGUUUUAGCGUUCAGUGAAAACAACGCUUUAGAACUCUAGCGUCGAGUAACGUCUGCGGCCUAACUCCCUUUGUUAGUUGAGUUUAGUUCAGUGAGAGCUGAAGUCAAUGGAGCCUGAAUUCACAAGCGGCGAAGAAGACUCUGAAGCAGACGAACUCAUUGUCAACCCCGAAGAUCAUGUUGACGACGAAGGGUUCACACGGCGCGAUCACAUCAAAAUCUGCAUCAGUUUUGGCGGCCUGGCAAUGUUGCUUCAUUCGUUCUUCAGUGUUGUUGUUUCGGGUUCUCAAGACAUCUUAGGAGGAACUUACAUUCCCACAACAAGCAUUCUUGCUUCCCACGUCGCCACCAUGGUAAUCGUAACUUCAUUUCUACCCUGGUACAUGCAAAGAAUACCUUACUAUUGGCGGACACUGAUCGUGUUCAUCGCUAUGGCUUGUGGUACUCUACUGCUCAUAACUGUUCAUAGCGUUUACGUGAAAAUCAUCGGCGUCUCUUUGAACGCGCUGGCCCAUGGCUUGGGAGAGAUCUCUUUUCUUGCUCUGAGCGCCUUUUAUGGACGGUUCUCCAUCACUUCCUUUGCCGCUGGGAGCGGAGCUGGCAUAUUGCUUGGACCUAUCUACUACACAGGAAUGACUACAUGGGCAUGCAUCUCUCCUCAGAUAACUCUUAUAAUCAUUUCGCCGGCCACACUCCUGAUCCUGGUGUUUUACUACAUGCUCGACAAGGACCGCAUCAAGCCUUAUGCUUUACUGGACUCCUACAACAAACUCAAGUCCAGUGACACCGGGAGCUCAGAUGACUACUCAAAUAAGGACCCUCUGUAUUUAUCAUGGGCUGAAAAGUUUACUGGCGCCUGUCAAAUCUUGCCUUACAUGAUCACACUCUGUACCGCUUAUAUCACGCAGUACAUCACGAUCCAAGCGGUGUUCACGACGAUAGCAUUCGAAGACGCUCCUUUCGCACCAAGAGACCACUUUGUGUAUUACGUACUUUUAAACGGCGUUGGCGAAUUCAUUCUGCGCUCGUAUUUAAGCGUAGUCGCUUGGGCUAAGCCCGCGUUCGUCCCUCGCCUUGUUAUAAAACGGACAUGGAUUUUCGCUGUAAUCUUGGUGGUCGUCAUGAGCUUUUCAAUAUGCGCUUCCUACUAUCGUCUCUUUCAAACCGUGUGGUCGGUGUUGCUUCUUUGUUUCAUCAUCGGCUCGCUGUCGGGUUUAGUUUUCGCCAACACAGUGUGCGCAGUACCCCUUGUAGUAGAACCGAAAUACAAAGAAUUUUGCUUGGGUUUGGUAACAAUUGGCGAAUCAGCUGGAGUUUUAGUCGCUAGUUUUAUAGGUCUUGCCGUGGAGCCGGCUUUGAGAAAGCAUUGCACUCAUGUUGUUAGCAAAACGUCGCUAUGUUACACCAGACCCAAAACCUACAAAUGGACUUCAUCACUUUGUUCCAGAAAGGGUUAAUGGUACGGGCGUGCUGUACAGCAUCAAUGCCGUUUAGAAGGAAGGGGAGAAGCCUAUAUUCUACUUUUUCAAGGUUACAUUACAGGCGUUUCUUCCCAAUUCCUGAGAGUCGAACAAGGAAAUUUCAAAGGGGCUGGGAACCUGAAGGGGAAUAAUAACUCUUGUAUAAGGACUAUAAGGUAUGUUUUAGUAUGGAAGGGUUGAAUUGAAACCCUAUUAAUCGCGGAAAAAAAGACAAAAUUGAAAAUAAUAUAUUGGAAUAUAAAACAAUGUAUUAAUAUUUAAUGCUGGGUGUCUCGAUAUGUAUCUAUGGAUCGGGGGAUCGGGAAUGAACUUAUUUAAUAAAAUAUCUGUCUUCAAUUUU